CUAUUUCUUGUUUCUAGGAGUUUCGACUGGAACUUUCCUAAGGUCUCGAACUUUUGAAGGGCCUUUAGUUCGGCGGCGUUGGAAUGAUAAAGACGCUGGUCCUACCAUGCGAUGUGCUGAAGUUCAAUUCGGCUAAGAUUGAAGGGCAUAAUCUGUCGAAAUCAAAAGGUUCCAAGAUGGAGUUGACGCUCACACAACCUGAUGAUUGGCAUCUUCACCUUCGUGAUGGGAGUCUUCUUGAAGCCGUUCUCCCUCACAGUGCGAAUCAUUUUGGAAGGGCUAUAGUGAUGCCAAAUUUGAAGCCUCCUGUCACUACCACAUCUGCUGCAGUGGCCUAUAGGGAAUCCAUUAUGAGAGCACUGCCAGCCAACAGCAACUUUACUCCUCUUAUGACACUUUACUUGACGGAUUCAACAAAACCCGAUGAGAUCAAACUAGCCCGACAGAGUGGUGCCGUGUUUGCAGUAAAGCUGUACCCAGCUGGCGCUACUACAAAUUCUCAGGAUGGUGUUACCGAUCUUUUAGGAAAAUGCCUUCCUGUCCUUGAGGAAAUGGUCAAGCAAGACAUGCCUUUGCUGGUCCAUGGGGAGGUUACAGAUGCUGCUGUGGAUAUAUUUGAUCGAGAAAAGGUCUUUAUUGACACUGUUUUACAGCCUUUAAUCCACAAACUUCCACAGCUGAAGAUUGUGAUGGAGCACAUCACUACAUCUGAUGCUGUUAGUUUUGUUGAGUCUAGCAAAGAAGGAUUUAUAGCGGCUACAGUUACUCCACAGCAUCUUCUCUUGAAUAGGAACUCUAUAUUCCAAGGAGGAUUGCAGCCACACAAUUACUGCCUUCCUGUACUAAAAAGAGAGACCCACAGACAGGCUAUUGUGGCAGCUGUGACUAGUGGCAGUAAAAGAUUCUUCCUUGGAACUGAUAGUGCUCCUCAUGAGAGGCGACGGAAGGAGUGUGCUUGUGGAUGUGCUGGUAUCUACAAUGCUCCAGUUGCUUUGUCACUCUACGCUAAGGUCUUUGAAGAGGCAGGGGUACUUGACAAGCUGGAAGCCUUUACUAGCUUUAACGGGCCGGAGUUCUAUGGGCUUCCGAGGAACAAAUUGAAGAUUACGUUAAGAAAGAAUCCAUGGGUUGUCCCAGAAUCUUUCUCCUUUCCAUUUGGCGAGAUCCUCCCAAUGUUUGCAGGAAAAAUGCUUGACUGGCAACCACUUCUUUAAAUAACAAGAUAUGGUAUGUUGGGAUAGUCCAAGGGAAGGGCUUUUGCAUGUCAGAACACCGGCUUCAUAGACUUAAAGAAGAAACCUUUCGACUUUUUUGCCUGGAUGAUGAAAUGACCCGGAUUGUCUGGACGAGAUCUCUACCCUUCAUUCCUCAAUAAAAUAUCAAGCUUCUAAACAGCUUUCAAACCAUGUUCGUCUUGUUUUCUUUAAUUGGUUGCUCUGGGUCAAGGGAAUUUGAAUCAGAUUUGGUGCAUCCACAUGGUAAUUUCUAGAUGCAAACUUCUCACUUUCAAA
Messenger RNA from Rhodamnia argentea, 1511 nucleotides. Its product is annotated as dihydroorotase, mitochondrial. Gene Ontology annotation, cellular component: cytoplasm; chloroplast. NCBI's taxonomy places the organism in Eukaryota, Viridiplantae, Streptophyta, Magnoliopsida, Myrtales, Myrtaceae. Gene Ontology annotation, molecular function: dihydroorotase activity. The record is from RefSeq and is a predicted model, not a curated record. Gene Ontology annotation, biological process: 'de novo' pyrimidine nucleobase biosynthetic process; pyrimidine nucleotide biosynthetic process. The transcript has 10 exons. The coding region runs from base 84 to 1214 and encodes 376 amino acids.